Messenger RNA from Candoia aspera, 1341 nucleotides. RefSeq names its product proteoglycan 4-like. The transcript is spliced from 13 exons. The record is from RefSeq and is a predicted model, not a curated record. The coding region runs from base 1 to 1341 and encodes 446 amino acids. Lineage: Eukaryota; Metazoa; Chordata; Lepidosauria; Squamata; Candoiidae.
AUGGAAGCCAGCAAGCUCCAGUCUUUCUCCCAGCAGCAUUCAGCUGCCGGACACCUUCCAGUCACCCAGAGGCCCCACUUUCUGACCUGCCUCUUCUCUGCAGGCCCUAUCCCCCAGGUGCCAGUCACACCAAAGACAACAUUCCCUGCACCCAAGACUCCACCCUCUGAAACAGAAGAAACCACGGAGAGCUUCAAGGGAGGCCCUACCCCCCAGGUGCCAGUCAGACCAAAGCCAACUUUCCCUGCACCCAAGACUCCACCCUCUGAACCAGAAGAAGCCACGGAGAGCUUCAAGGGAGGCCCUACCCCCCAGGUGCCAGUCAGAUCAAAGACAACUUUCCCUGCACCCAAGACUCCACCCUCUGAACCAGAAGAAGCCACGGAGAGCUUCAAGGGAGGCCCUACCCCCCAGGUGCCAGUCACACCAAAGACAACUUUCCCUGCACCCAAGACUCCACCCUCUGAACCAGAAGAAAUCACGGGGAGCUUCAAGGGAGGCCCUACCCCCCAGGUGCCAGUCACACCAAAGACAACAUUCCCUGCACCCAAGACUCCACCCUCUGAACCAGAAGAAAUCACGGAGAGCUUCAAGGGAGGCCCUACCCCCCAGGUGCCAGUCAGGCCAAAGCCAACUUUCCCUGCACCCAAGACUCCACCCUCUGAACCAGAAGAAACCACAGAGAGCUUCAAGGGAGAGAAUAAUGGAGGAUCUGGACCUGAAACGGAGCCCUCUCCAACGCCUGAUUCUGAACAAGGCAAAUGUCCCCAGGGAUCAAAUAAAGAUUAUGAUGAUCAGCUUGAACAUGAAGAAGAGGAGGAGGAAGGCAUCACCUCCCCUUCCCCCACCCCUGACUCUGAGCAGAUUCUCACCCAAGGUCCUCAGAAAGUGUGUUAUACUCGCUGGUUUAACCAAGAUGAUCCUGAGGACAGUGGAGAUUACGAACUCACGGCUGCCAUCCUCUACAGAAAUCCCAGCGAAAUGUGCUCGUUGCCAAAGGCAAUCGAAGUGCAGGCUGUGGAUGGAACUCCAGCAUCUGAAACCAGGCAGAAAUUCGCUGUGAACAAAGCAAAGAUUGGCUUCAUUUGCCUCAACAUCAUGCAAGGGAAAGGAUGCCAUUGCCGUGACUAUCGUGUGCGAUUCUUGUGCCCGCAAGCCUUCUGUUCUGAUGGCCAAGAGAUCAUCACUCCUCCUGUCCUGGCUUCCACCUUGGAGCAAGUUCAGAGUACCUCAGAGGUUCCUGUGAAAGGUGGUCGAGACCAAAUGUCUCCAGGACCAAACCCAACCAUAGGACAAGCCCAGAGCACUCCACAGAGCACAGUGCAAGGUUGGCCACCCUGA